This is a messenger RNA of Oncorhynchus kisutch (coho salmon), 3004 nucleotides long. RefSeq names its product protein-glutamine gamma-glutamyltransferase 2. Gene Ontology annotation, molecular function: protein-glutamine gamma-glutamyltransferase activity. Gene Ontology annotation, cellular component: mitochondrion. Gene Ontology annotation, biological process: peptide cross-linking. The transcript has 13 exons. The coding region runs from base 653 to 2707 and encodes 684 amino acids. The record is from RefSeq and is a predicted model, not a curated record. NCBI's taxonomy places the organism in Eukaryota, Metazoa, Chordata, Actinopteri, Salmoniformes, Salmonidae.
CAUAUUUUCCCUCUUAAGUAGUAUAUCAUGCUGUAAACAUAUUCAACUUGUUUGUUCUCUAAGUUGUGACUGGCCCAUCCAGAAAGAAAAAAGUGCCCAUGUACGUGCCAUAGAGACUGUGAAACAGGAAAUUGUAUAUGAUGCAAAACAUUUACUGCAAUACUGCUGGAUUAGUCAAAGUGUGCCCUAUUCCCUGAACCCAUCUGCUGAACAAAAAACCCAGUGUCUGAACUUGUAUCAGAGGGGCAGACGGCUGACACAAACUAUAGUAAAUACCUGGGCUCUCAUCCUUUUUUCAGUAUUGAAGUAAAAUAUUGAAGUAGGCAGAGACACACAUGGGCGCGCAUGAUGAACACACACACACAGAGAGACUGACUGUGAGCACACCUUUGUUCUGGAUCUCCACAGAGUGUGAUGUCAGAGGUCAGAAAGGAUAGUGAAUAGGAGGUGUGUGUGAGCGUGUGUUGGAGCACAGGAAUGGGGCCAUUCCUCUCCAGUAUAAAUACGGGGUCCUGGUGGGGACAGUGGUAGAAAAGUGAGGCAUACACCUUCAGGGCUGUUUGAAAAGGCACAAGAGGAGUCAAACUUAUCAUAAAAGGAGGUAACACGGCAGAGAAGAAAAGGAGGAGAUAUUCACAACAAAGACUGGAAAAUGGCUGACCAAAACGGUGUAUUCAUGGGAAUGGACCUGCGUUGCCAGGUGAACAACCAUGCCCAUCGUACAGGGGAAAUGGACCUGGAAAGGCUGCUGGUUCGUAGGGGGCAGUCCUUCUCCCUCGCUCUGCAGUGCUUCACACCCCUGCCCCCUAACCACAAACUAGCCAUGAUCCUGCAUCUGGGUAAGGAGAGUGGGGUGGUGGUGAAGGUUUUGGAUGCCCGUGCUGGCAGUGACAAGUGGUGGUUCCGCCAGCAGAGGGCUCAGAAUGAGGUGCUGCUGACGGUCCACAGCCCAGCUGACACCCCUGUGGGAAUCUACAGCGUGACAUUGCUGCUCCUCUCCCCUGAUGGACACAUCCUGGAGCAGACCACACCAGAGACCUUCUACCUGCUCUUCAAUCCCUGGUGCAAAGCUGACUCUGUGUACCUCCCUGAUGAGGAGCUGCUAGAGGAAUACAUCCUGAAUGAAAAUGGCCUCCUUUACCAGGGCUCCUGGGACCAGAUCUCCUCACUGCCCUGGAACUUUGGACAGUUUGAACAAGAUGUGGUGGAUAUCUGUUUUGAAAUCCUGAACAAUUCACCUGCUGCACUGAAAAACCCAGAGAUUGACACAGCCAACCGAGCAGAUCCAGUGUAUGUGAGCAGGACAAUUACUGCAAUGGUGAACGCUAAUGAUGACCGUGGCGUGGUGUUGGGUCGCUGGGACGGGAAGUAUGACGAUGGGGUGUCGCCCACACGCUGGACCGGCAGUGUGGCCAUCCUCAGGCGAUGGCGCGAGGCCGGGGCACAGAGGGUGCGAUACGGACAGUGCUGGGUGUUCUCAGGUGUAGCCUGCACAGUUCUUCGCUGUCUGGGCAUACCUACUCGCCCUGUUACAAACUACUCCUCUGCCCAUGACACUGACGGCAACCUGAAUGUGGACUAUCUGUACGAUGAGCAGCUGGAGAGUGUGUCUGAAGGCAGGAAGGACAUGAUCUGGAACUACCAUUGCUGGGUGGAGUCCUGGAUGGACAGGGAGGAUCUUCCUAAAGGCUAUGAUGGGUGGCAGGCUCUGGAUCCCACCCCACAGGAGAGGAGUGAUGGGGUGUACUGUUGUGGGCCCUGUCCAGUCAAGGCGGUGAGGGACGGUGAUGUGGGGAUGAAGUAUGAUGCAGCCUUUGUGUUUUCUGAGGUGAACGCAGACCUGGUCACCUGGAUCGUCUACCCAGAUGGCCAACGCUCACAGGUUUCCCUCAACCAGAAAACUGUGGGCCGAAACAUCAGCACCAAGAGUGUGUAUGGAGACUACAGAGAGGACAUCACUAAACAUUACAAAUACCCUGAAGGUUCAGUGAAGGAGCGUGAGGUGUAUGAGAAGGCAGGACGUCGGAUAACGCAGCUGAAUGGGGCACCAGGGCAGCUGGAGCUGAAGAUCAAACAUGCCCAGGCCAUCCUGGGGACAGACUUUGAUGUGAUAGUGGAGGUGCACAACGUGGGUGGUGAGGACACCCCGGCCCAGCUCACUGUGACCUCCAACGCAGUCACCUACAACAGCCUUCACAGGGGGGAGUGCCAGAGGAGGACUGCCAGCCUGACCGUGCCAGCCCAGAAAGCUCAUAAGGAAGUGAUGCGUCUACGGUACGAUCACUAUGGGGCCUGUGUGUCUGAGCAUAACCUGAUCAGGGUCACAGCACUGCUCCAGGCCAGCAGCCAGCCCGAUGUCAUUCUGCAAGAGGUCAACAUCCCACUAAGCAUGCCACAGCUCCAUGUCAAGGUAGUGGGAGAUGCAGUUGUAUCUCGGAAAUUAAUUGCACACAUCAGCUUCACCAAUCCCCUGCCUAUCACCCUGAGAGGGGGAAUGUUCACAGUGGAGGGGGCAGGUCUGACUGCACCACGGGAGCUCCAAGCACCAGCCAACAUUGGCCCAGGGGAAGAUGUGAAGGUCAAGUUGUCCUUCAAGCCCACCCGUGCUGGCCUGAGAAAACUGAUGGUUGACUUUGAUGCAGACAGACUGAGGGAUGUUAAGGGGAUUGCCACUUUGAUUGUGCGAGACAGAUUAACUGUGAAUUAAGAACGUAUAUAUUUCAUAGGUAUAUUUUUUACAUGUAAACAUAUCCCUGUGAAUGCAAUAUAAAAGUGAGGUGCAAAAUAACAGUUUGGUUUGUCAUAUUAUUAUUAUUUUAUUUUUUUACCUUGUCCAAAGUAGUUAAGAUUAGCAAAGAAAGGUGGGCCUCUAAAUCCAAAACUAUAUAGCACACUAUUUAGAAGCACAUAUUGCCUAGGACCAAGAAGCAUGGAGGCAGCCUUUAGUUAUUAUGCCCCCAGCCUCUGGAAUAGCCUGCCAGAGAACCUGAGGGGGCCAAAACUG